UCUUAAUUCGUGAUAAUAAAUAACAAUAAUAUUAUUUUGUCACUGCAAAACGUGCAUUUGUACUGUAGUGCAGUUAUAAUACUACUUUUUACUGCGGUAAAUAUUCGUCUAGUUCGUUCCCGCCCCGUCACCUGCAAGUACGGCCAGAGAAAUUCUUUCUGUGGUACGAGCCCAACGACGACAAUGACGAUGACCCUUCAGACGCGUGUAGCGACGGCGGCGGCGAAGUUUCGUGAUCUACACCGGCGGCCAAAUCCGUCGUAUGACCUGACUUGACCGGAUCUGCCUACGAACGUGAACUCGGCCUACCGAUGGAGACACCCGCACGCGUGUGCAUUUCACUCUUUCCAUUGGUGCUAAACGUAUUUCGGCACUCGCGGUCUUGAGCUAGCAUCCGACAUCCCGACGCCGCGGCACCGUCGCUUACGGCCCACUGGCCGCGGCCCUGACACACGUGUCGUCGCCGACCAGUGUCGGUCGUCCAACGAGCCUAGGUCUUCGACCUGCUCUCGCCAUCAUCCGCCGCCGCCGCCGCCAUCGAAUACUCCGAAGGUCGAAGUAGCCGCUUAGUCAGUCAUCACUUCGUUGAUCAUUCGUCUCCCGCACACGCUGCACAGCUGUCGCCGUUUCGCCGAGUUCACUCACCACUACAGUGUCAGUCUCUCAAGUGUGCGAACCGCAUCCAUACCGUUCAACGACAUGAGCCAGGCAAAAGAAUUCGGGUGGCGCUUGCUUGCCGCCGAGACGAUUUUCCACUCGUACGACUCGUCACAGUAUGGAGUACCAAGUGUGAUCAAAUUUGAUGAGCCUGUGAAUAUUCGUGAGAUCAAUAUUCUUUCUCCAUCUAUGUAUAUGCGCACUUCAAGCGGAGGAUUCCUUAUUGGAGGAACUGAUCCUAUAAAAUUUCCGGUUACAUUUCAUUGUAACAAUGUAGAUGAAAACACUGCUUCAGCAAAUGUGAAGUUGGGUGAGCUCAACUAUGAAGAAGAUGCAUCUAUGACAUUGAGGUGUGACAAUGAGAUAUGGACAAACAGAUUGAUUGUGUUUGCAAAAUAUUCAACAUUAACCAUUGUUGUUUAUGGAACAACAAAGAAUUAUAAUGCUAAGGAACACUUGAAAAAUUUUUCACCUAUUCAACGUAUGGGUGCUAAGUAUGCAGAUGGCACAUAUGCAUUUGUUCCCAACUAUCCAAGUGAAUCCAAAUUAUAAAAUUUAUAAAAUAAUUUUUAAAAACUCAUUUCUUAAAUUCAAUACCAUUACUGAUAAAUGAUAAUUGUAUUUUAUAAUUUUUUACUUUUUUUAACUGAUUCAUAAAUAAAUAUUAGGACAGAGAAGUUAUUAAAAU
This is a messenger RNA of Acyrthosiphon pisum (pea aphid), 1345 nucleotides long. RefSeq lists its product as uncharacterized. Gene Ontology annotation, molecular function: RNA binding. The transcript is spliced from 4 exons. Gene Ontology annotation, cellular component: RNA N6-methyladenosine methyltransferase complex. NCBI's taxonomy places the organism in Eukaryota, Metazoa, Arthropoda, Insecta, Hemiptera, Aphididae. Bases 700 to 1209 code for a protein of 169 amino acids. Gene Ontology annotation, biological process: mRNA modification. The record is from RefSeq and is a predicted model, not a curated record.